CGCGAUCUGAUAAGCCACCCUAGCCCUGCAUGCCCAAGAAAAGGAAAAGGUGCCGCCCGGGUCCCCAUCCUCGGCCACCAGCACCAGCACCAGCACCAGCACCACCUUAUUAGUCUGCACAGUACAUAGUAUUCCACUUCACCACCUCAGCCGGCCCAAUUCCUGACCAAGCAACUACACCUCACCCUGACUGAGCAACUCCAUCUUUUGUUGUGUCAUAGUAGUGUGUGCUGCAUCUCGUAGCAAGCCAGGCCAAGCGAGGGUUUACCACUUUCCCCCCUGAUUUCUCACCAUCUCUAAUCAUCUCGACAUUGAUUACUUGGUCCGAUUUAACACGACAAACACGCUUGCACGCCCGCACGCCUGCACGCCAACAACCCCAGCGACCGUGGCUCGCCCAUCUGAUCUUUUAAGGCUUACUCCUCCACAAGGCCGGUUAUGCAUUCGGCAGACUAGCACUCGACAUCAACAAACACCACCCUCCGCGCCGCCUGUUCAUUCAUACCUGCGUCAGACUCAACCUCGCCACAGCCGUCUCUUCCCAUUGACCAGUGGGCUCACCCCGACCCCACCGACCGCCACCACAACCAUCACCUCCACCCCCACCGUUCCAACCUCCUCGCCAGCCAACAUGAUGCACUCGCAGACCGCCCGCAUCAUGGCCGAGUCUGGCAACUGCUGUGCGCCAGAGGAGCCCACCGGCCCCAAGGCCCCCUCCGUCGCGCCCUCGCUCACCUUCUCGGAGCAGUCGGCAGAGGAGCAAGAUGUCGACGAGACCAACCCCACCGCCGAGCCCAGGCGCAGGCGCGCAUCCACCCGCCUCAUUGCUCAGAGCGCUGCCGAUGUCCAGCGCAUCACAGGGGAAUCUACACAGCAGCUAGCUGCACGGUGCUGCGGCGGAGGCUGCUGCAUGAACAUUGGCGCAAAGAAGGCCGACAUCCAGUACGAAAAGGUUCAGCACCCAGACACCGAUGCCUUCCGGUCACUCUGUCUUAAAAUUGACGAGAUCCCGACUGUCUUGAGCAACGUUGUCGACCUGCCCGAGCAGACAGCCUUCCUGGAGCCAAUGCGACGCCCAUCCGAUGUGCCCUCGCCUGCCUCAACAACCGCAUCCAGCGCCACUGACAGCGGCAAUGCGGUCAUCGAUGCCCUGGUCCAGCGUACACAGAACACCCUGCAGCAACUCUCCCUCGAGGAGCUCGACACCACCAUCCAGCCCCCCAGCUUCGUCCAACCCCACCCCCCACACCACGUCUUCCCGGCCCGCAUCCACAAGGCCCGCGAGCUGACACGGGUUGGCGCCGAGAAGAGGACUUUCCACUUCGACAUCGACAUCACCAACUACCCAGACGAGGAGGGUGUCGACUUCAAGGUCGGAGGCGCCAUUGGCAUCUCCGCGCCCAAUGACGAGGCCGACGUCGACGAGCUGCUGGAGACCCUGAUGGUGCCGAGGUUCCUGCGCGACAAGCCCGUCAUGCUGCGGACGACAAAGGGGCGCUGGCCUACCGUCUGGGGCGAUGACCAGGCCCGGGAGCUGGUCACGACACGCCGCGACCUCCUGACCUGGUGCUCAGACAUCCAGUCCUACCCUCCCACGAAGCAGCUGCUGCGUGUCCUGGCUGAGCACGCAACCGAGGAAAACGAGCGCAAGAUCCUCAUGUACCUCUGCUCCGCCGAGGGCCAAGGGACCUUCUGUGACUUCCGGACCGGGCCCCAUGUCUCCCUCUCCCAGCUCCUACACGCGUUCCCCAGCUCCAAGCCGCCCGUCGACGCGCUUCUCUCCCAGCUGCAGCCGCUGAUGCCCCGCUUCUACUCCCUGUCCAAUGACCCCCACGACUCGUUCGAGACCCGGGACGGCAAGACGCACCGUCUGAUCGAAAUCGCAGUCACGGUUCACGAGUCCGCCGACUGGAGAAAGGGAUCAAGAACGGGCGUCGGCUCGGGCUUCUUCCAGCGGCAGGCGCUCAAGUUCAUCGAGGCCGAGGCCAGGGGCGAGAAGAACCCCCAGGUGCACGUGCCCAUGUUCAAGGGCCUGAUGGCGAACCCGCUGGCCAAGAAGUUUGUGUCGGACGGGCCGAUGCUCCUCAUCGGGGCGGGCGUGGGCAUCGCGCCGUUCCGGGGCUUCGUGCAGCGCCGGCUCAAGACGGCCAACUGCGCCAACAAGGUGUGGGUGCUCCAGGGCAUCCGCGACUCGCUCGUGGACGAGAUCUACAGCGGCGAGUGGGGCGUGCACGAGGACGAGGUCAAGCGCGUGGUGGAGAGCCGCGUGGGCGAGGGCCGCUACGUGCAGGAGGAGGUCAUCAACCAGGCGGACCUGGUGUGGUACGUCAUCAAUGCCGUCGACGGGCGCGUCUUCGUCUGCGGCAGUAGCAAGGGCAUGGGCGAGGGCGUGGAGGAGUCCCUCAUCGAGGUGGCCAUGCGCAAGGGCAACCUGGGCCGGGACGAGGCCAAGAAGUACUGGGACCUCAAGAAGCAGGUCGGCCAGUACAUCGCCGAGACGUGGUAAUGUGGGGUCUGCGGCGCGCACAAGGCACACCUGGCGCCUUUUCUUCCUUCUUGCCUGUCUCUCUCUUUCAUGGGCGCUUGAUGGGUAAAAAAGCAAGACUCACUAGAUCAGGGUUCACUGGCGCAAGCAUUUGUUCACGGCGUUUUUGGGCGGAGGGGUGUGUGUUUUCCUGCUCAUUUCGGUUCUCCGUUCCGGGCGAAACAAAAAUGGGAUUAUUUUCACACAAGGACCUCACGGACUUGGGUAUGGGAAAGAAGGAAAGCAGUCAUCGCAUCACCGGAUGCUGAGCUCGGCGGCGUCACACGGGGUUUCGGUUGCUUUCACGGUCCUUUCGCGCAUGGGCUUGGUUUGCUUCUACCUGCGCAUUGCUUCAAAUGCUUGCACACAAACAAACAUACGCAAACGUACAUAGCUAUCUUACAUAUCUUUGAGACUUGGUUGGCAGUCUCGUUAUUGAAUGACAGAUUGAAUGAAAUACACAUCAACAAA
This is a messenger RNA of Diaporthe batatas, 2995 nucleotides long. RefSeq lists its product as uncharacterized. The coding region runs from base 632 to 2506 and encodes 624 amino acids. NCBI's taxonomy places the organism in Eukaryota, Fungi, Ascomycota, Sordariomycetes, Diaporthales, Diaporthaceae. Gene Ontology annotation, biological process: homocysteine metabolic process. Gene Ontology annotation, molecular function: FMN binding; flavin adenine dinucleotide binding; [methionine synthase] reductase (NADPH) activity. The record is from RefSeq and is a predicted model, not a curated record. The transcript has a single exon. Gene Ontology annotation, cellular component: cytosol.